AUGUACAAGGACCAGACCUCACCUCAGCAGCAGCAGCAGGAGCCCUCUUCUGUUGCUAUUGCGAUGGGCGGACAUGGCGGCUAUCAGCAGCCCAUUCGCCAGUAUGGCGCUGGCAACCGCGGCUUCAACGAUGGCCAGGGCGGCUACGGUGGCGGCUUCAACCGCAACGGUGGCGGCGCCGGCUUCCGUGGUGGCUUCGGCGGCUUCGGCGGUGGCAUGCGAGGCCCGCAACGUGAGUACGGCGGCAACAACCACUACCACCGCGAGGAGAAGUCCGAGGAGGAGAUCUUCAAGGAGCACACGCCUGGUAUCAACUUUGACCAGUACGAGGCGAUUAAGGUGUCCAUCGCUCCGAACGACGUGGAACCAGCGGAGUCGUUUGCCACAAUGGGGCUCUCCCCGGCGCUGGCGGAGAACGUGAGCCGCUGCCGCUACCAGAAGCCCACCCCUGUGCAGAAGUACGGCAUUCCAUGUGUGCUGAAGGGCAGUGAUCUGAUGGCGUGCGCCCAGACUGGCUCCGGUAAGACUGCCGCCUACCUCAUCCCAGCCAUUAACUUCAUGUUGGUGAACAAUCUCAACCGUGCCAAGCCCACAAACAGCCAGUCCGCACCGUCUGCGCUGGUGCUGUCGCCGACGCGUGAGCUGUCCAUUCAGAUCUAUGAGGAGGGCCGCAAGUUCACUUACCGCACCGGGAUUCGCUGUGUUGUCGUCUACGGCGGCGCAGACCCACGCCAUCAGAUUCACGAGCUGACACGCGGCUGUGGUCUGCUGGUGGCGACGCCAGGCCGUCUGUCUGACAUGUUUACCCGCGGCUACACGCGCUACUCCGACGUCCGCUUCCUCGUCCUCGAUGAGGCGGAUCGCAUGCUUGAUAUGGGCUUUGAGCCGCAGAUCCGCGCCAUCGUCCAGGGCCCGGACAGCGAUAUGCCGCCGCCGGGUGAGCGCCAGACCCUGCUGUACUCGGCCACUUUCCCAAAGGAGAUUCAGCAGAUGGCCCGUGAGUUCCUAUACCGCCACUACUUCCUGCAGGUUGGUCGUGUGGGCUCGACUACUGAGAACAUUACCCAGGAUGUGCGCUGGGUCGAAGACAUGGACAAGCGUGGCUGCCUGUUGGAGGUGCUGAAGGAACACCAAGGUGAGCGUGUCCUCGUAUUCGUAGAGAAGAAGCGCGACGCCGACUAUCUGGAGCGCUACCUACGUCAGAGCCGCAUCCCCUGUUCCUCCAUCCACGGCGACCGCGUGCAGCGCGAGCGGGAGGAGGCCCUCGACAUCUUCAAGAGUGGUGUGUGCCGUGUGCUGGUGGCGACCGACGUCGCCUCGCGUGGUCUUGAUAUCCCCAAUGUCGCGGUGGUGGUGCAGUACGACCUGCCGAGCAACAUCGAUGACUACGUACACCGCAUCGGCCGUACGGGUCGUGCUGGCAAGCGCGGUACGGCAAUCUCCUUCUUCAACGAAAAGAACCGCAACGUUGUCGAUGACCUGAUCCCGCUCUUGCGCGAAACGAACCAAACAGUACUGCCCGAGGUGCAGGCGCUGGCCAAGAAGCCCAACGUGCAGAACCAGCCUCGCGGUCGCGGCCGCGGUGGCUUCCGCACUGGGGGCGGCUUUGGUGGUGGUUUCGGUGGGGGCUUCGGCGGUCGUGGCGGAUACCGCGGCGGCGGUGGCGGCUUUGGCGGCGGUUUUGGCGGGGGCUACAAUGGUGGCUACGCCAGCAACAACGGCGGCUACCGACCCCGCGGCGGCUACAGUGGCGGUGGUUACGGUGGAGGCUACGGCGGUGACCGCAACAUGCGGUCUGACGUCUUUGGUCAGUAG
This is a messenger RNA of Leishmania braziliensis MHOM/BR/75/M2904, 1815 nucleotides long. RefSeq names its product putative ATP-dependent RNA helicase. Bases 1 to 1815 code for a protein of 604 amino acids. The transcript has a single exon. Gene Ontology annotation, cellular component: nucleus. Gene Ontology annotation, molecular function: RNA helicase activity; ATP binding; RNA binding. The record is from RefSeq and is a predicted model, not a curated record. Lineage: Eukaryota; Euglenozoa; Kinetoplastea; Trypanosomatida; Trypanosomatidae.